AUGUCCUCCCACGAAGACGACGGCCCUUCCCCCCUUACGAGAAUCGCUCAAUUGGAGUCUCUCCGCAAAUGCGUCCUUCUUGAUCCCGAUAAGUUCAACGGUACGGUUCAGCGGUGGGAUACCUGGCUCCCCUCAAUCAAGGCCAAGCUUCUCGUCGACGAUCAGCUCGCUCUCGCUUACGACAAUCCAAACAAAAUUCAAGAAGCUGAAGAUAAGCUGCUUGCUUGCAAGCAAGGUACGGACGCUCUUUAUAUUUACCCCGACGCUAAUAAGAUUAUUGCGUUCCGCAAUGGUCUGAACUCAACUAUACGGACCCGUCUGAAUGGCCAAUUGACUCUCCCGACCACGUAUACCGAAUACGUGCACGUCACUCAGCAGCUUGGACGCUCUUCCGGCUCUUCCGGUCUUUCCGGCCCGUCCCACGGAUUCCCUCGACCUUCGGCUCCCCUUCUUCAGAACCGCCCUCGCACGUCAACGGGCCCUCUUCCCGGCGACCCAAUGGACCUUUCGGCAGUCGACCGCGCUCAACAACUCGAGCAAUUGCAGCACGCCAACGAGCUCGGCGCUAUAGAGCUUAUCGACGCUCACGAGGCUAACCAAACUCAGCUGUUGGAAGACCGAUACCCCACUCUCCAGCAUGCUCCUCACAGCACUCUUGAUCAGCGCGAAGCUUAG
This is a messenger RNA of Drepanopeziza brunnea f. sp. 'multigermtubi' MB_m1, 675 nucleotides long. Lineage: Eukaryota; Fungi; Ascomycota; Leotiomycetes; Helotiales; Drepanopezizaceae. The record is from RefSeq and is a predicted model, not a curated record.